Messenger RNA from Funneliformis geosporum, 567 nucleotides. Lineage: Eukaryota; Fungi; Glomeromycota; Glomeromycetes; Glomerales; Glomeraceae. The record is from the annotation of a GenBank genome assembly.
AUGAGCGAAAUUACUCUUAGUUGCAUUGUAAAAGAAUUUACUGAGGCUAUUUUUGAUAUUACUAUUAAUAGGAAUAAAAAUAUUCUUAGGUUUAAAGAUAAAAUCAAAGAAGAAUUGCAGGAUUCAUUUCAGAAUAUCGAUAUCAUCGGGCGUGUAUUGUUUAAGAUUAAUGAUUUUUUAAAGAAUAAUGAUAUAAGUAAUAAUAAAAUUUACGUUAUUGUUCAAGAUAAACGUAAAGAAAAAUGGUGCUCUUUAUGUGAGGUUUCAUUUGAAAAUAUCGAUCUUUUGAAAGACCAUAAAAAGGGUAGUGAUGGUGGAGAUCAGGUGGAGGGAAACGAACUAUUGCGUGAAUCAGCUAUCCAGGACUUAUCUUCUACAAUUCAGGACAAAAAAUCUCAAUCGCAUAAGAAGAGGGAAGUAGAGAAUAUUGUACUGUUUUGGAUUAUUCCCGAAAUACUGUAUAUUACAAAAUCUAGCCUGCUUAACCAAGAAGCAUGGGAUGCGAAAGAUGAAGCAAUUCAAGCUAAUCAAAAGAAAAAAAAUCAUAGAGUUUACGAUCGAGUAUAA